GGCAAUCCUCGCGGCCAAACAGUACCCAUAGGAGGAGGAUGCUUUUGGUUGAACCGUGACAGUCUGGAAUUGGACAGAAAGACUUCUCUCCCGACUCGAGAAGGAACAUAAAAGAUUCUGAGCUCACUGCGUGCUCUCUUCAAUCGCUCGAACUUUGAAGGAGUUAAUUCGUAGGCAGCAUUUAUAGGGAUAGGAGCUUCAAAAGUAGCUUCUUGGUCGUCUUCGAAGAUGAGUAUGUACAUACGUGUUAAACGGAACAAGACAACCUACUUCGUCACAUGUGAACCAACCGAAACCAUAUUGAACAUUAAGGAAAAGCUGCAUAACCUCAUUGACCAACCAGUUAAUGAUCAGCGUUUGAUUUUGGUGGGGACAGGAGACAUCCUGGAGGACUCCAAAACACUAGCAGAUCAAAAGGUUGAAAAUGACACUGUUCUUGCCUUGACAUUGAGGAAAGAUGACAAUGAGUUUGAGGACAUCAACAUUGUUAGGCCGAACGACUUCUACCAAUCUCGUGAAGCGGAUGCAGGAAACUGGUGAAAUUCAAAGAGCUUUUACUUGCAAUCAACGGUCCAUGCACAGCUCCUGUGUUGUGCCCCUGCAUGAGCGUCUAUACUUAUUGAACAUUUACUUAGCAGAGAGAGAUGUCGAAUUGCACUCGAAGCAUGUUCUUGUUCCUCAUUUUCCUGAUUGAGCUAAAGGUGUACAUGAAUGUCAUUCAUAACUUUCCAGGUUGAGAUAAAAAGUGUACAAUAAUAUUGGUAUUCAUGGCACAAUGCAAGUUUCGUCUGCAGAGAGUUGAAGCAAACCAACUUUUCUAUUUUA
Messenger RNA from Punica granatum (pomegranate), 825 nucleotides. NCBI's taxonomy places the organism in Eukaryota, Viridiplantae, Streptophyta, Magnoliopsida, Myrtales, Lythraceae. The record is from RefSeq and is a predicted model, not a curated record.